AUGGAGAUGGAGGAAGCCACAGGUGGUGGCAACAACAGUGACAGUAGGAUUCAAUGGUGGUGGGGUGUGGCCAGUGCUGCCCAAAUGGGUUUGGGUAUGCGUUCCUUGGCCAAAGGGUACGCAGGCGAUUCACGCUUCAUGCCUUUCAAAGCCUUCACCGUCGCAUCCCUCUUUGUCGGCAGCGCCGCAUCCGCCUCCGUCCUCCUCCUCCAAGCAAACGGCAUCAACGGGGUGGAAGAUGUCAUGGAAGCAGGUGCAAAUUUAAGAGCAAAACUUGGGUUACCUCCACGUACUCAGAAUAAGUCUUCUAUGAAAUAA
Molecule: messenger RNA, 318 nt
Organism: Sphenostylis stenocarpa
Lineage: Eukaryota; Viridiplantae; Streptophyta; Magnoliopsida; Fabales; Fabaceae
Source: the annotation of a GenBank genome assembly